Messenger RNA from Dryobates pubescens (Downy woodpecker), 2519 nucleotides. RefSeq names its product leucine-rich repeat and fibronectin type III domain-containing protein 1-like protein. The record is from RefSeq and is a predicted model, not a curated record. Gene Ontology annotation, molecular function: protein binding. Bases 564 to 2519 code for a protein of 651 amino acids. The transcript has 4 exons. Lineage: Eukaryota; Metazoa; Chordata; Aves; Piciformes; Picidae.
CUUUAUGAUCCUCAUCCUCCAGCGCCCGUUAAUUAAAGAGCCAUUAACAGCCAAACCCCAGUGUCUCGGCUGGCGGCGGGGGUGGCCCCGGGAGAUGCUGCUCCGACGGUUCUCGGUACCGGACCCUGGGAUGCACGAUGCCCGGGUGGGGCGUGGAAUUUAACCGCGUCUGCCCUCCCCAGAGCUACGACUGUGGGGUGGAACGGGACGUGCAUCCCCCACCUCAUCUUCUCCUCCUCCUCUUCUUCCCCUCCUCCUCUUCUUCCCCUCCUCCUCCCCAUCCCCAUCUCUGCCGCCGCUGCGCGGUGCCGGGGCGGGGCGGCCCCUGCGGCAGCCGGUGCGGCGGCUCCUUCCCGGACCUGUUCCCGUUCCCUUCCACCGGGAUGAACGGCGGAGCUGAAGCCGCAGCGCCCGGGGACGGCGGGGGAAUGGCCCGGGCGACGCGGGACCCGCCGCCCCUCUAGGCUCGCCGCGGGGGGAGAGGCACAUCCUGGAUCCCGGAGGAUGCAGCCUGAGCUGCUGGCUUGGAAGUACGGUUGCCUGGCGUGGGCUUUACUGGGCUGAUGGCUCUCCCCGGGCAGUCACCGGAAUGCUGGUUGCUGAGGCUGCCAGCUCCUCUCCUGUCUGUUCUUUUUCUUACGAUGGAAAGGUUGGUUGUCUAUCUACUGGUUAUUAGCACUGCUGUGAAGGCCAUGAUGUGUCCCAAAAGGUGCAUGUGUCAAAACCUGUCUCCAUCCUUCACGAUUCUCUGCACAAAGACUGGGCUGCUCUUCGUGCCCCCCAGUAUUGACAGGAGAACAGCAGAACUGAGGCUGAUGGACAACUUUAUCACCACCCUCAGGAGAAAAGAUUUUGCAAACAUGACUAAUUUGAUCCACUUGACCUUGUCGAGGAACACAAUAAGUCAGAUCAUGCCUUAUGCAUUCUUUGAUCUCAAAGGCCUUCACGCCUUACACUUGGAUAGUAACAGACUGACUUACAUCAAUGAAGAUCAUUUCAAAGGGUUAAUUAACCUUAGGCAUUUAAUACUCAGUAACAAUCAAUUAAACUAUAUCUCUCCUGGGUCCUUGGAUGACUUCAUUGAAACCAUUGAAGACCUGGACCUGUCCUACAACAAUCUUGUUAACGUCCCUUGGGAGACCAUCGCCAAGCUUUCCAACGUCAACACGGUCAGUCUGGAUCACAACCUGAUCGAGUUUGUGCCAGAGGGAAUCUUCUCAAACCUUCACAAACUGGCCCGUCUAGACAUGACCUCCAACAAGCUGAAAAAGAUCCCUCCUGAUCCUUUGUUUUCCAGGAUCCCUGUCUAUGCCAAGUCCAAAGGAUCUCCACUCUCAUCCCUGGUGCUGAGCUUCGGAGGGAACCCUUUGCACUGCAACUGUGAACUCGUCUGGCUGAGACGUCUCACCAGGGAGGAUGACCUGGAGACCUGUGCCUCUCCACCAGAACUGAUGGGCAAAUACUUUUGGUCUAUUAAAGAGGAGGAAUUUGUCUGUGAACCCCCCAUGAUCACUCACAGAACCCCAAAGCUCACAGCAACAGAAGGCCAAAGCACCUCUUUAAAGUGCAAAGCCGUGGGGGAUCCAGAUCCCUACGUUCGCUGGAUCUCACCCGAUGGCAAGCUGGUCUCUAACACAUCCAGGACCACUUCUUAUGAGAAUGGCACUCUGGAUAUUUUGGUGACCUCUUUGGCUGACAAGGGCACGUUCACCUGCAUAGCAUCCAAUGCUGCAGGAGAGUCAACAGCUCCGGUUGAGCUCCUCGUCACCCCACACCCCAACCUCGCUAACAGCACCAACUGUGAUAAGGACGCAGAGCCUGGCCCCUCGGAUAUCCUCAUAUCUGCCAAGUCCAGCUUCCCAAAUGAAACCAAGGCUCAGCAGGAGAGGGCAGUUGUGGUUGCUGAGUUGACUUCAUCUUCUGCUCUUAUCCAGUGGCCUUCCCAGCAUCACCUCCCUGGGAUUCGGAUGUACCAGAUUCAGUACAACAGUUCUGCUGAUGACAUCCUGGUGUACAGGAUGAUUCCAGCCGCCAGCAAAUCCUUCUUCCUGACCGAUCUGGCCGCGGGGCGCGACUACGACCUCUGCGUCCUGGCCGUUUACGACGACGGGCUGACCUCGCUGACGGCCACCCGCGCCCUCGGCUGCGUGCAGUUCACCACCCGGCAGGAGUACAAGCAGUGCCGCUCCCUCCACGCGCAGUUCCUGGGGGGGACCAUGAUCAUCGUCAUCGGGGGGAUCAUCGUGGCCUCGGUUCUCGUGUUCAUCUUCAUCCUCCUCAUGAAGUACAAAGUCCACGACGGGCACCGCAAGCGCAAGGCGGCGAAGGUCAGCAGCGUCUGCUCGCAGACCAACGGCGGCCAGGCCGGCGCCGUGGCGCGCUCCACCUCCAAGCUGGCCGAGAGGAGGGAGAGCGUGCAGCAGGAGCGCUCCGGCAAAGGCAAGGCCGCGGCGGACUCGGACUGCGAGAGAGUGACUGCUGCCAGCACAACCUUCUUAGCCGCCGAAGCGGUGUCCUAA